GUUUGGGAUCACUUAUAUACGACCUAAGGAAGCUUUUUAACGUGGUAUAAGGGGCGGAAGUCGUCGUUUUAAGAUUCGCCAUUUUUGAAGCUUCAAAGGUGCGGCUUAGUUACAGACUCGAAUUCGAACGUGUUUAAGCUUGUUCUUGGGUCAAGGGAGGUUAUAUUUGAGUGCAUGGGACCCUAAGGAUUGUUUUUGACGUAAGAAAACGAAGCUUUAACGUCCAAAACGAAAAUCCAAAAUUUUGGACUCCAUUAAAGACGGUACACCGCCAACGAAGAAGACAACCCCGAUCUGCCUUCUCGGACCACUUUUCUUGAUCGUUUUGAGGUCCUGAGCAUUGUGGAGAGCUUCCCCAAUCGAAAGGAUGCUUCAAGAGCAAUCGGAGACAAAGUUACACUUUACCGGCGACGAAACCGACGAGAACGCCGGCGACCGCGUUCUGACCGUUUCUGAGGAUCUUGUUCUCAACAAGGAAAUUCGUUGAGGUGCUCGAGGUAGCAAGUGUGGUCUUAGCAACUGAGGAGUUUAGAAAUGCCUCCUAGAAGGUCAGUUAGAGUGGGUCGAGGUCGAGGUCGAGGUCGAGGCCAAGGCCAAGGCCGAGAUGAUGGAGGGAUCAAUGAACCACCUCAAGCACCACAGGGAUGGGAAGAGCGCAUUGCCGCACUGGAAGGAAUCAUUCAUAGGCAGGAUGAAGAACUUCGUCAGCUGAGACGUCAACCGGAGCCGCCAGUCCAAAUAAGGCAGGAUGCAGAAAAUAGAGACCCACCAGCUGCAGUGGUAUAUCCUGCUAAAGAGGCUAGACAUGAGUUGUUAGCAGAGAGAUUUCGGAAACAACACCCACCUGAGUUUGAGGGAGGCAUAGACCCGGUAGUGGCUGAGGAGUGGAUAAGUCGCAUAGAAAGCAUUUUGCAGAUGCUAAGGGUGGAUGGGAAUGACCGAGUGAAGUGUGCAUCUUACAUGCUGAGGAAAGAUGCUCGUAUCUGGUGGGAGGUGGUGGAACAAACAAAGGAUGUGGAUACCAUGAACUGGGACGAUUUCAAAAGGGUCUUUAAUGAGAAGUAUUAUAACUCAGCAGUUCUAGCAGCAAAGGUCGAUGAAUUUACUGGGUUAGUCCAAGGGAGUCUUACUGUGACUGAGUAUGCACAAAAAUUUGAUAGGUUGGCAAAAUUCGCUCCAGAUCUGGUACCUACUGAUAGAGUGCGAGCACAUCGAUUUGUGGAGGGCCUAAAACCAAUGGUUGCUCGAGAUGUGGAAAUUGUGUCAAGGGGUCAAUUCAGUUAUGCUCAAGUUGUCGAAAUGGCUCUUACGGCGGAGCGGAGUGAAAAUAAAAUUUGGAAGGAAAAUGCUGCCAGGAGAGAAUCUAAGAAAGGUGGAGCCAAUUCUAAUGACCACAAGAAACGGGGACAGGACCAGUCCGGGCAGCCAAGUCAAGACAAGAGGUACAAAAGUGAUAACGACCAACGAUUUAAUGGCAACAGUGGGCGAAACAUUCCAGAAUGCCCUAAAUGUACCAAACGUCAUCUCGGCGAGUGUCGCGCAAAAGCAUGCUACAAAUGUGGAAAAGAAGGACACAUCAAACGCAAUUGCCCACUGUGGGGACGGAGGCGGGAACAGAGCAGUAACCCAAGAAAGAUGACAAGUAUGUUCCAGCCGCAGUUUUUGCCAUCACUCAAGCAAGGCGAGGCCGGUCCUUCGGUUGUAUCGGGUCGUAUUCCUAUGGCCAACACCACUUGUAAAGUUUUGUUUGAUUCUGAUGGAGAGACUUUCGAGUUCAGGGGGGUAGGAAAGAAACCCCGCACUCCUAUUAUUUCGGCAAUGAAGGCUGGGCAACUAUUACAGCGUGGGUGCUUAGGGUAUCUAGUUAAUGUGGUUGAUGACACCAAGAAAAUUGAAAGAAAGCCGGAGGAAACACGGGUAGUUGCUGAGUUUCUUGAUGUAUUUCCAGAGGAGUUACCCGGGUUACCACCACACAGAGAAAUCGAAUUUGUGAUAGAAUUAGUGCCCGGGACAGCACCAGUUUCCCGUGCACCAUAUAGAAUGGCACCAUCUGAAUUGAAAGAACUCAAAAUACAGUUGGAAGAAUUGCUUAAGUUAGGGUUUAUCAGACCUAGCUACUCUCCGUGGGGCGCACCAGUUCUAUUUGUUAAAAAGAAAGACGGUACUAUGAGAAUGUGCAUAGAUUACCGAGAAUUGAACAAGGUGACUAUAAAGAAUCGGUACCCACUACCGAGGAUUGACGAUCUGUUUGACCAGCUUCAAGGGAAAAAGGUGUUUUCUAAGAUUGAUCUUCGUUCAGGGUAUCAUCAGUUAAGAAUCAAAAAUGAAGAUAUACCGAAGACAGCCUUCAGAACGAGAUACGAGCAUUAUGAGUUCAUGGUGAUGUCAUUUGGACUUACAAAUGCCCCAGCAGCUUUUAUGGACCUCAUGAACCGAGUCUUCAAGGAAUAUCUGGAUCAGUUUGUCAUUGUAUUCAUAGAUGAUAUACUGAUUUAUUCUAAGACAGCGGAGGAACAUGAGGAGCACUUACGCUUGACCUUGCAGCGACUGAGAGAACAUCAAUUGUAUGCCAAGUACAAAAAAUGUGAGUUCUGGUUGUCCGAGGUUGCAUUUUUGGGCCACAUUGUCACUAACGGGGGAAUAAAAGUAGAUCCUGCCAAGGUUGCUGCAGUUAAAGAAUGGCCUAGACCAAAGACCGCCUUAGAGGUUCGAAGCUUUUUGGUUAAAGCAGAGCAUCAAAGACCAGCGGGAUUGUUACAACCACUGAAGCUCCCUGAAUGGAAGUGGGAAGAGAUUUCCAUGGAUUUUGUGACUGGAUUACCUAAGACUACAAAGCAACAUGACGCCAUUUGGGUAGUCAUUGAUAGGUAUACAAAAUCUGCCCAUUUUCUACCAGUACGCAUGACUUACUCCAUGGACCAUUUUGCUGAACUUUAUGUGAAUGAGAUUGUGAGAUUACAUGGGGCACCGUAUUCUAUUGUUUGUGAUCGAGAUGCUCGGUUCACUUCAUCUUUUUGGGAAAGCUUACAGAGAGCAAUGGGAACUCGAUUGAAGUUCAGCACUGCAUAUCAUCCAGAGACAGAUGGUCAGACUGAGAGAACAAAUCAGAUCUUGGAAGAUAUGUUGAGGGUCUCCACUGCAUUGGGAUGA
Molecule: messenger RNA, 3150 nt
Organism: Cannabis sativa
Lineage: Eukaryota; Viridiplantae; Streptophyta; Magnoliopsida; Rosales; Cannabaceae
Exons: 5
Coding region: 535-3150 (871 amino acids)
Biological process (GO): DNA integration
Molecular function (GO): zinc ion binding; nucleic acid binding
Source: RefSeq, a predicted model, not a curated record